Messenger RNA from Microstroma glucosiphilum, 3942 nucleotides. RefSeq names its product kinesin-domain-containing protein. Gene Ontology annotation, cellular component: kinesin complex; microtubule; nucleus. The coding region runs from base 137 to 3871 and encodes 1244 amino acids. Lineage: Eukaryota; Fungi; Basidiomycota; Exobasidiomycetes; Microstromatales; Microstromataceae. The transcript has 2 exons. Gene Ontology annotation, biological process: microtubule-based movement. The record is from RefSeq and is a predicted model, not a curated record. Gene Ontology annotation, molecular function: microtubule binding; ATP binding; microtubule motor activity.
GCGAGUUGGUUGGAGCUUCGUGCGUCGCUUGGUUGCUGCCUUUGACUUCUUUGUAUCUCCUCACCAUCUGCGUCACCAUCAACUUGUCAAGAACAGACGAAUCAGCCUGCGACUCACUCGCUGACGCUUGAGCAGUAUGGCGCCCUCCUCUUCCUCUGCUGCUUCCUCAUCCUCCUCUGGCCGCUCCACCCCGGUCCGGGCAACGCGUUCAGCAGCAACCGGCCCCGCUUCACUUCGCGGCUCAUCCCGGCUGUCUACCUCUACAACGACCUCGAGCAGCAGCGCAGGAGCAACGACGGCUGCCUCUACCUCGUCGCGACUCACUGCACCCACCUUUGCGAGCCAGGCAAGGAGCGUCAGUCCAAAGAAGCCCACGGCUGCAAGCGCUGGAGUGCUGGCUUCGGCCAGUCGCCUCAACCUUGCUACUCCCGCUCGCCUGGCGGGUCUGAAGCAUUCAGCCUCUACGCACAGAAUUGGCAAUGCUGCUGCGGACAGAGGUGGUAGCGCUUCUCGUAUGGCGGAAAACCUUUCUGUUGUGCCAAACACUACGCCCAUCGACUUGAGCUCGCACGAAAGCAACAAUGGAGAGGCCAUCCAAGCUUUCUUGAGGAUUCGACCAGGCAACGUGUCCGAUGAAGAUGCACAGACAGAGCCAUACAUCCAGGUAGUCAGCGACAAGGAAGUUCUUAUGGUUCCUCCGAGCGAUACUGGUCUGCCUCGCUCACGAGCCCAUUCCAAGCAGCCUUCCACGCGCUAUACCUUUGCCAAGGUCUUCCCUCCUGCUCCUUCUUCUACCUCUUCAUCGGCCCAGUCUGCCUUCUUUCGCGAAACGACGCUGCCCAUGGUCUACUCUCUGCUACAAGGAGAAUGCGGACUGGUAUUCGCGUAUGGUGUGACUAACAGCGGAAAGAGCUACACGGUCGUGGGAGGAAAGGAGAGUGAAGAAGCAGGCUUAAUCCCAAGGGCGAUGGACGUCGUCUUCAACAGCAUCGACGGCCUACAGAGUGAAAGCGAUAUCUCACCUGUUGGUCUCUAUGGCGUGGAGCGAGCUAGUCGUCCUUCGCUUGGUCCCGCUGCUAUUCCCGCUCUGAACAGGAAGCUAAGCGCAGAUACGCCCCGACAAUCACUUUCUCCUCUUAGCUUCUCUCGCGACAGCACUAAGCUCAAGGUGGACCGGAAUUACCGAUACAGCGUGUGGGUGAGCUACGUCGAGGUCUACAAUGAGAAGCUCUUCGAUCUUCUGGACACUGGCAGCAGUGCCUCUGCCGCCGCUGCGCCCUCUUCGCCAGGAGGUCAAGGCCUGGGCUCCGGCAUGACGCGUUCAGAUAGUGUCAGAGGCUCGAAUUGGAAUCUAGCUUCCAUGGCUAGUUCAUCGGAACUCUCGUCCUUGACAAACGUCAAUCGCCGACCACUCACGCUCAAAGCUGAUCCCGAGGGCAAUGGCAAGUACGUUGCAGGCCUGCAGGAGAUUAGGGUCAAGAGUGUCAUCGAGGCACGUGAGCUGCUAAAGAAAGGUCAAGACAAUCGAGUCAUUUUCAGCACGCUGGCAAAUCGAACCUCGUCUCGCUCCCAUGGCGUCUUCACGAUCAAGGUUGUCCGCGAGCAUGGAGCGGGUCAAGCUGAUCCCGACGAGAGCCUGAACUGUACGGUCAGCAGGCUGAGCAUCGUCGAUCUGGCCGGCAGCGAGCGGAUCAGCAACACAGACACGACCGGAGAGAGGCGCAAGGAGGCGGGCAACAUCAAUAAGAGUCUGAUGUGUCUUGGUCAGUGUCUUGAGACGCUGAGAAAGAAUCAAGCUAGAGCUGCUGCAAGUAUCCCGGCUGCUCACGCUCUUUCCAGCACAAACACUGGCAACGACAUGAGCGGCAGGUCGUCUCUGAUCCCUCAGCCCACUUCUAUGAGCAGCAAGUUCAAACGGCGGCCUUCGGUUGUUCCUUUCCGGCACUCCAAGUUGACUGAGCUGUUCCAGCCAUUCUUUACCGGCGAAGGCAGGACGGUCAUGAUCGUCAAUGCCAACCCGUACGAUACCGGCUUCGACGAGAACAAUCAUGUGAUGCGCUUCUCUGCUGUCGCCAAGGAAGUACAGAUCGUCAGGGAGUCAGACAGUGCGGGUGGCAAUAGCUCCGCAACCUCGACGAUUCACAGGCGAUUGCCUGCCGCUAAGCCAGUCGCCAAUAGCGUCGCAUUCCCUGCCGUUGGCACCGACAGCGAUGUGGCUACUCCCCCAGGUACGCCCGGUCGCAGGCCAAACGGUGCUCUGGCGGCAGCCAAGAGUCGCUUGGGCGCUGCUGCAGGCGUGUCUGGUAUCCCUUCCUCGCCUCGCGGCAACAGAAUGGCGCCUCCUACUCCCUUUAAUGCACGAUCGGGCAGUACUGCUCCGCCAGAGAUCAGCAUCAUCGAAGAAGCCUCGUCCUUUGCGACUGCUGCAGAUGGUUCUGAUGUAGAAGACGAAGACGGCUCUGAUGAUGACGAUGCAGACUCUACGGAUCCAUUUGUCGAUCUACUCAUUGCUCGUCACGAAGAGCUGAGGAUCAAGUUGUUCGAGGCGGAGAAGAGAGCGAGGGAGAUUGAAGCCGAAGUCAGAGAGGAGAUGGCUAAUCAGAUGGCGGAGAGGCUUGCGGAGAUGGAGCGCAGGUAUACGGAGAGGUUGUUGAGCGAUGCGGAGUCCAACGAGGAUUUCUUCAACGCCAAGAUCGACCUGUUGAUCCGAGCCAACAGCUCUGAAGCCCAACGUCUGCGCUCCAGACUGGACGCCGCUCUUCUGGCUACUCCCCGUCCUGGUGCUGGCACCAGCGGCCCUUCUCCCCGGAAGCAAGCACCCCCUUCUCCCUUGUCGACCAGGGGCGAGAUCUUCAAGACGCCCCUUACAGGUCCGGCAGCGAUGUUCAAGACCCCUCGACUUGUUCUUCCAAGUGGUCCAGAAGGAGUAGGUGAGGACGAGGAGGUCGAAGUCGAGUCGGAGCUGGCUACACUCGCUGAUGAUUCUACGGGCGUGACGCUAGCUGAUGGCUCGAACAUUCAAGAUGAGGAAUCGAUGAGUCGCUCCGUCUACCUACAGCCUGGUCCUCUUCGCAAGGGGCCACAAGGGCAGGCGUCGCUGCUGAUGGAUACAUCGGAGGACGAGCUGAUCACCUCCCCCGUCAGGCCAGACAAGCGGACUGCUCAGCAGGAGCGCGGGCGGCAAUCCAUUUCCAUCGAUGAAGACGAAGAUGAAGAGGAGGAACAGGGGGAAGAUGAAGAUGAGGAAGAGACGGACAGCGAUCCCGAUGACACGCACGAGGAAGACUCGAAGCGCAAGGUCACAAAAGAGGACUUGAGCUUCGUGGCCGAUUCGGAGGAGGAUGCUUCCAUGUCUACCUCGGGGUCCGCUUCUUCACAGGAAGACGAGAAUGAUGACGAAUCGCAGUCAAUCGAGGUGGUCAAGCGCAACACAAAGAAAGGUGGAGCAGCAGCAGCGGGAGGAAAGAAAGGUGCUGCUCCCGCAGCCAAGUCCAAGCCCACGCCUCGACCCUCUAAAGCUUCAACUGCUUCAGCCAAGAAGCCUGUAGCUCGAGCAUUCAAGGUCACCUCUGCUGCCGCGCCUGCUGCUUCUGCACCACGCAAAUCAAUGCCCCUCCGACCGUCGCGGGCUUCCAAGGGCAACGCCUCUGUGGAUGCCUCGUCCUCAUCCCCUGUCAAGAGAGCCCGGACUACUGGUGGGAGCACAAAAGGCAGGACCAACGGCAAGGGUAAGGUAGAGGAGCGGGAAGACGAGGACGACGAAGAUGAGGAGAUGGUCGUGCUCAAGGAUUCGCCUAGCAAGAGGAAGAGGCUGCUCCACGCGAAGAAAUCCGUAAACGAAGAGGAGAUGGAAGUUCUAGCUGGCGCAUGAUGAGGUUUCCAUUUCCCCCCUACCCUCCCCGGGCCGCUUGUCCCUCUUCAUUUUACAAGUAGCCGUGCUGA